This is a messenger RNA of Diachasma alloeum, 2538 nucleotides long. RefSeq names its product sodium-independent sulfate anion transporter (gene Esp). Gene Ontology annotation, biological process: transmembrane transport. Gene Ontology annotation, molecular function: sulfate transmembrane transporter activity. Bases 389 to 2401 code for a protein of 670 amino acids. The record is from RefSeq and is a predicted model, not a curated record. The transcript has 11 exons. NCBI's taxonomy places the organism in Eukaryota, Metazoa, Arthropoda, Insecta, Hymenoptera, Braconidae. Gene Ontology annotation, cellular component: membrane.
UGGGCAUUUAUAAACGCGCUCCUCAGAUUCAUGUCGAUUCAGUUUUUUUUUUAAAUUCUCCCUCGAACGAUCGUUCAAUUUUACACGUUUAGUCUCUGUGAUUUGUGCACAUCAAAUGUAACCAGUGUUUUAUAAAAAGAGCCUUAAGUGUUGCUUCGUAGACCGACAGUAUUCAAUCGAGAUUAAUUGCAUAUUUUUAAUAUUACGGGGAUUAAUUGAACUAAUGUAUAGCUCAGAGGAGGAAACGAGAGAAACGUUCAGGAGUCCAGGAAUAUAAUAGCAACUGGUGACACUGGAGGAGGAGGGAUGUAAAAUCAACCACAGCAGCACGAAUUGGCAGCAAAAAAGAGUGCGGAAGGAGCUAGAGAGGUGAAGACAUUGUUUAAAAAUGCGGAACGGCAAGAAUGUCAAUAAAAUGAAUGAUAGAUCAAUCAGUGGUUACGUGAACCGGGGAAUACAGGACUCACAAGAAAAUCUUGAUCUUCAUGACUCAAAUACGUCACACGUGUUGCGGAAUUCGAGCGAUGAACGAAAUUCAGAUAUGCAGGGCUCAUUUAAUUUUAUCUUGGUCGAGGAACCUGGGGAUGACGAGGUCAAGCAUAAAGAUAGUGUCUUCAAAUCAGCCUUUCAGUACGCAGGACAGCGUAUCAAAUCCGUAUGUACAAAGAAGAUGCUUUAUAAACGAUUACCAGUGCUCAAGUGGUUGCCGAAGUACAAUGGAGCCGAUGCAGUUGGUGAUAUUGUUGCUGGAAUAACAGUUGGACUCACUGUAAUACCCCAAUCAUUGGCUUAUUCACAUGUCGCUGGAUUACCACCCCAAUACGGACUGUACGGCAGUUUCCUAGGAUGCUUUAUCUACAUCAUAUUUGGAUCCUGCAAAGACAUACCAUUCGGUCCCACCGCGAUAGUCUCGCUGUUAACGUAUCAAGCGGUCGCUCAGCUCGAAGAAAAAGUUUUGCACGCGAUUCUCCUCUGUUUUCUAUGUGGACUCGUCCAACUAUUCAUGGGCAUAUUUGGUCUGGGAUUCCUCAUCGACUUUGUGUCUGGACCAGUCAGCUCGGGAUUCACCUCAGCCGUCGCAUUCAUAAUCGUUAGCACACAGGCUAAAGAUAUUCUUGGAAUUCCUGCCAAAGGUGCGACGUUCAUACAAUUGUGGAGAAGUCUGUUCGAGAAUAUUCAUGAUACUGAAAUAUGGGACUCAGUACUCGGUGUUUGUUGUAUCGCACUUCUUCUACUUCUCAGAGUAGUUGCAGCCAUACAGUUUGGCCCAGCAGAUGAUGCGCUACGAACGCGUCGUCACAGAAUAUUAACUAAAAUUACGUGGCUGACUGGAACCUCCAGAAAUGCCAUUCUGGUCAUUCUGUGUGGAUUAUUAGGAUAUUGGUUCUCGCCAAAUACACCUUUUAAAUUAAUUCGAAAUCUGCCCAGCGGAAUGCCACAUGUUCAAUUACCACCGUUUAGUUAUACUAGAGAAGAUAACACAACGGCAUCAUUCUUCGAUAUGUGCUCGAAUCUGGGAAGUGGAUUAUUCGUUCUGCCGCUGAUUGCCUUAAUGGAGGACGUCGCAAUUUGCAAAGCUUUUGGAAAUGGCCAACCUGUCGACGCUACCCAGGAGUUGAUAGCCAUAGGCAUGGCAAACAUCGGUAGCUCAUUUGUUCAGGCAUUUCCCGGUAGUGGGUCAUUGAGCAGAAGUGCUGUUAAUAAUGCCUCAGGCGUUAGAACACCGCUCGGUGGACUUUAUACAGGCAUCCUGGUUAUUCUAGCACUAUUGUUUUUUACUCCAUAUUUUUACUACAUACCGAAGGCAUGCUUAGCAGCAAUAAUAAUAGCCGCUGUUAUCUUUAUGGUUGAGGUGAAGGUAAUAAAGCCCAUGUGGAGGACAAAAAAAACGGACUUGGUGCCAGGCAUUGCCACAUUUGUUGCAUGCUUAGUGCUCCAAUUAGAAGUAGGCAUCCUCGUUGGAAUUGGUCUCAAUGUUUUAUUCAUUCUGUAUCACGCGGCGAGACCAAAGAUCUGUUUGGAAAAAUUACGAACUUGUUGCGGUGUGGAGUACCUGAUGUUAACACCGGAUCGUUGUCUAAUCUUUCCCUCAGUGGAUUACGUGAGAAAUUUAGUGACAAAAUACAGUCGUUGUAUUGGUAAUUCAGUGACACCAGUGGUUAUUGACUGUUCACAUGUUUACGGUGCUGAUUAUACAGCAGCAAUUGUCAUCGAAACAUUGACAAAGGACUUUGCAGCACGCGGACAGCCACUAUUUUUCUACAAUCUGAAACCGUCUGUUUACGCUGUAUUCGAGGGGGUAGAACCGUCCCACUUAAUUGUUUAUUAUACGCAAGAGGCAUUGGACGAUCUUCUCAAAGAACGGGGCUAUCUCAAUCAUCAGACGAAAAAUAACGUAUAAACUCCGUGAAACUAUGAUGAAUGCGAUAUUUUGUACAUAAUAUUCAUAAUUACUAUAGUAUUAGUCAGAGUUGUGAACAAAGAACGAAUAAUGAUAGAUGUAUAUUAUAUGAAAUUGGAUGUCAAAUCAUUCCAUAA